Molecule: messenger RNA, 1785 nt
Organism: Empidonax traillii (willow flycatcher)
Lineage: Eukaryota; Metazoa; Chordata; Aves; Passeriformes; Tyrannidae
Product: protocadherin gamma-A8-like
Exons: 2
Coding region: 1-1785 (594 amino acids)
Biological process (GO): homophilic cell-cell adhesion
Cellular component (GO): plasma membrane
Molecular function (GO): calcium ion binding
Source: RefSeq, a predicted model, not a curated record
AUGUGCUCGGCAGGGAGGCGGCAGCGAGUCCUGCUCUGGGGCGUCCUGCUGGCGGCCUGGGAGGCGGCGUGGGGGCAGCUGCGCUACUCGGUGCCCGAGGAGAUGCCCAAGGGCUCGUUCGUGGGCGACGUGGCCAACGACCUGGGGCUGCAGCUGCCGGCGCUUCCAGACCGCGGCAUCCGCGUUGUCACUGAAGGUAGGACGCAGUAUUUUGCUCUGCAUGGGAAGACGGGACAUUUAGUGACGGCCGAGAGGAUCGACAGAGAGCAGCUGUGCCGGCUGGUGGAGAAAUGCGUGCUGCGCUGUGAGCUGAUAGUGGAGGGGGAAAUGCAAGUAUAUGGUAUUGAAGUAGAAAUCAUGGACAUUAACGAUAACGCACCCAGCUUCAAAGAAAUUGAAGUGGAGGAGAGGAUAAGCGAGACGACAGUGCCGGGAUCGCGGUUUCCCUUGGCCGAGGCUCAUGACCCGGACUCGGGACAGAAUUCCCUGCAGAGCUACGAGCUGAGCGGCGACGAGCACUUCUCGCUGGCCGUGCAGACGGGCCCCGACGGGGAUCAGCGUCCCGAGCUGGUGCUGGCGAAGGCGCUGGACCGGGAGGAGGCGGCGUUCCACGAGCUGGUGCUGAGGGCGAUCGACGGUGGUGAUCCGGCCCGGACGGGCACGGCGCGGAUCCGCGUGACGGUGCGGGAUGCGAACGACAACGCGCCCGUGUUCAGCCAGGCGGAGUACACGGUGCGUGUGCCCGAGGACGUACCCGUGGGCUCUGUCCUCGUCACCGUCACGGCCACUGAUCCUGAUGAGGGGCUGAAUGGGCACGUGAAAUAUUCGAUGAAGAAAGCGAAGGACAUGGCAUCACAUAUUUUCCAUGUAGACGCCGAGACUGGAGAGAUCACACUAUUGCAAAGCUUUGACUUCGAGGAAGGCAACUUCUACGAACUGGAGGUGCAGGCUCGCGAUGAUGGCGACCUUUUCGACAUGGCCAAAGUUUUGAUUACUGUCACAGACAUAAAUGACAAUGUGCCAGAGAUUUCGGUGAGGUCAGCACUAAAUGAGAUUUCUGAGGACGCCCCGUCAGGAACGGUGGUGGCCCUGCUGCACGUGCACGACCACGACUCGGGGGCCAACGGCGAGGUGCGCUGCUCGCUCGACGGGAAUGUCCCGUUCCGCCUGGAGAAGUCCCUCGAGGACUACUACCGCGUGGUGACAGCGAGAGAGCUGGACCGGGAGCAGCAGUCGGAGUACAACGUGACGGUGCGGGCGUCCGACGGCGGGUGGCCGGCGCUGCAGAGCAGCAGGGUGCUGGCGCUGCGGGUGCUGGACGUGAACGACAACCCGGCCGAGCCGGCCGCCAGCCUGACGCGCUGGCUCGUGCUGGCCGUGGCCGCCGUCUCCUGCCUCUUCCUCGCCUUCCUGCUGCUGCUGCUGGCGCUGCGCCUCAGGCGCUGGCGCCGCUCGCAGCAGCAGCAGCAGCUGCUGGCCACGGCCGGCGCCGCCUUGCGCGGCGUGCCUGCCACGCGCUUCGUGGGCAUCGACGGCGUCCGCGCCUUCCUGCACUCCUACUCGCACGACGUGUCUCUCACGGCCGACUCGCGCAAGAGCCACCUGCGCUUCUCGGCCGCCAGCUGCUGCGACACCCUCCCGGCCCGCCCGCCGCCCGACGAGCCCGCCCCGCUGCUCGGCGACGAGGAACCUGCCAGUGACAGUCCCGCUGAUCCCGCCCCUGCCCCGGUGAGUUCCUGUGGCCAGUUUGUCUCUGCGAAGAGACCGUCUAGGAUAGUUUGCUGA